UUAGAAUUUUCAUUCAGUCAUUCAACAGCUAUACAUUCAUCGGUGUUGUAUUUUUGGUUUCCAAUAAAGAAUACUAAAACGGAAAAUUUUUCCACUCCUCCCAAAUAAAAAAUUGAUUGGAGCUGAAAGACUGAUCAAUUGAAAUGGGAACUUUGCAAGAACAACAAAGAAAAUUCGAUGAAUCCGUUGCAUACAUCGAAAAUCUUAGAACCUCGCAAGGACCCUAUGAUCUGAACAAACAAUUGGAACUGAAUCGCAAAUUGAAUGCUCUACUGAAUCAAGCGGCACACGGUGCGUUUAGACAUGCACCACCCGAAUCAAAAUCGGCGCUUGGCACGCGAGAAAAACAGCAAUGGGAGAGUCUCGGUAACAUUUCGCGCGUAGAAGCUAUGAGACAGUUUACAGUUAAGGCUCAGGAAAUCAAAGCCGAAGCUGAGUUAUUGGAACGAACACAUGGCGGCCAGUAAAUUUUUUGUUACGGAAUACGAAUGUGGUAAACUUAUUUUGGUAUAUAAAGAACAUUCAGUUAAUCAUUUUGCUUAAACCUGAAAAAUUUGAAUUGUAAACAAAAUAAACGUGAACUUUCGC
Molecule: messenger RNA, 588 nt
Organism: Bradysia coprophila
Lineage: Eukaryota; Metazoa; Arthropoda; Insecta; Diptera; Sciaridae
Molecular function (GO): fatty-acyl-CoA binding
Source: RefSeq, a predicted model, not a curated record